GAGCUGUUGGUAUAUCCCGGGCAGGAAGCUAUUGCAAGCGCUGUGUGAGCUGGUCACUGCACUGAUGCGGCGGUGCCGGCGGCUAGUAAUGGCUGUGACAGUGAGUGCAGCAGUGAGUGAAUGAGCUGGGGCAGGACCUGUGAGGGGUUCAGGGCUACAUCCCUCGCACACUCAGGAAGGAUAUGUGAAAUAACAGCAACCUAUCAAGAUGGAUUUAAAAAACACGGCUAAUCUCAACAGAACAGUCAUAGAAUAUAAAUAUUCAGAGGCAGACUUCAUCCUGCCGGGCAUCACGUGGCGGAAGAGAAGACAAUAUGCAGAGGAUAGACCUUUUCUAUCUGACUUUGAUACAGCACUGAGAUCUGACUGGGAGGAGAAGAUGAAGCAGGGUCUUUUUCGCUAUCCACUGUGGAGCUUACAAACCAGGAUCUUACCGGGCAAUGUGAAAUAUGUAGCACAGCUUAACAUCAAGAGGGGUAUAGAGAGAAGGAAGCCUCAAGACACCAAAAGCAUACAAGAAAAAUUCAAUCCAAAACAAUUUAAUUUUAAUAAGAUUAUUUCUAAGGAAAUCAUGUUUAAGAUGAUCAGAUCACCUAAGGAGAAAGCUGAUAGCUCAGCGUGUAUAGAUGUAAACCCUGAGGGUAAUAGAGAGGUUCCUGAUAAUGAUGCUGCCUCCGCUCUGCUAAAACAUAGGCAGGAUCACAUACUAGUAGUGAUUAAUGUCAGUCCGCUUGAGUUUGGGCAUGUUCUUUUUAUACCAGAUCCAUCUCUUUGCCUCACUCAAAUUUUGACCCCAGAUCUAAUGUUGUUUGGAUUGGAAUCCAUUCUUCUCAGCGGCCACCCAGGGUUUAGAGUGGGCUUUAACAGCCUUGGUGGCUUUGCUUCUGUAAACCACUUACACUUACACGGCUUCUACUUGGACGAAGAGCUUCUGAUUGAGUCUGCAUUGAGCAAACCUCUGUGCCCUGAACUUAACUUCCACCAAUUGACUCAUUUCCCUGCCCCUGGUUUCUUUUUCUACACAGAUGGGAAGGACUUGGUGCCAUUGUCUAGGAGAAUAUGCCAAGUCACAGAUUAUUUUGUCAACCAAAAUAUUGCACAUAAUGUGUUUGUAACUAGGGGUAGUGAUCCUGGAAAUCAGAAUUAUCCAGACGCCAGAAAAGGGAUUAGAAUAGUUAUAUGGGCAAGAAAGUCCUGUUUUGGGGCUAAGGAGGAAUCUGCAUUCAAUGUGGCACUUUGUGAACUUGCUGGUCACCUGCCCUUCAAAAACGAAGACGAAUUCUCCAGUAUAACAGAAGAAUCUGUUAUCUGCAUUAUUAAAAAGUACCUCCUCUCUGAUGAAGAUUUCAGUCAAUUAUCGUUGGAACUUAUAGAUCAUUUAACAAUCUGAAAAAUAAUAAAGUUCAAAUGCAGUACAUACCUUCUGCAGUAUUUGUGUUCUAUAUGUUGCCAUACUCUCCUUAAGUGUAAUUUGACCCUUACAUUCAUUAAAAUAUAUUUAUUGAAAAUGUGAAAA
Molecule: messenger RNA, 1516 nt
Organism: Pseudophryne corroboree (corroboree frog)
Lineage: Eukaryota; Metazoa; Chordata; Amphibia; Anura; Myobatrachidae
Gene: GDPGP1
Product: GDP-D-glucose phosphorylase 1
Exons: 2
Coding region: 209-1390 (393 amino acids)
Biological process (GO): glucose metabolic process
Cellular component (GO): cytoplasm
Molecular function (GO): GDP-D-glucose phosphorylase activity
Source: RefSeq, a predicted model, not a curated record